CAUUACAAUGUCAGAAGUAAAGGCCACCCAGAAUACAGAUUUCGAAGGAUUUACUUCCUCCAAAUCAAAGUAUCCUACUGAAUACGACGCAGAAUUACUUAAUGACGACGACAAGGAGAUUUGGUUGAUUCGUGUACCAGAGAGCUUUACCCCUAAAGAUCUCACAGAAAUCAAGAUUACCAAGCCAGUAGAAUCAUCACACACAUCAAUCGGAAAACUGACAAAGAAAGAUGAAACCUUUGCCUUGUAUCGUGUACCAGAAACAACCGAGGAUAAAGCCAAGAACAGUGACGAUGAAGACGAGGAAGACGACGAGGAAGGCAAGAAUGAUUUUGGGAUCAGUGGACAAGAAAUGGCAGGUUUCCAGUGCUUAUUGCCUUCUAGAGAUCAUUACGGAAAGCUCGUUUAUGCUCCCAAGACUUUCAAGCACAAUUUGAUCCUGACCAGAGAAGUCGAGAUUCCUGAUUCCGAAAAGAUCGCAGAAACUAUCCGUGACACACCCUUGGGAAAGAGACAACAACCUGAAGGUCUUAAGAUGAGAUUUAAGCCCUACGGAUUUGACACAGGUGCUGCAAAAGUGUCGGAUGAGGAACCUGAGAAGAAGAAAGUAAAGAAGGAAAAGAAGGAAAAGAAGUAAAAGUAGAAGUAGAAGUAGAAAUAGAAGAUGUAGUAUAUAUAUAUGUAUAUUCGCAAAAAUUAUUAUUAUUUUCUUUAAAAAUAAAAUAAAAAAAAAUAAAAUAAAGCAAAUAAAAAUU
Phycomyces blakesleeanus NRRL 1555(-) is the source of this 755-nucleotide messenger RNA. RefSeq lists its product as hypothetical. The coding region runs from base 8 to 637 and encodes 209 amino acids. The transcript has 5 exons. Gene Ontology annotation, biological process: transcription by RNA polymerase I. NCBI's taxonomy places the organism in Eukaryota, Fungi, Mucoromycota, Mucoromycetes, Mucorales, Phycomycetaceae. The record is from RefSeq and is a predicted model, not a curated record.